GAUUGACAUUGACAUGACAUUAUUUUAUUUUACAUCGACGGUUGGCGGUUUUUGUAGACAUUGCGCUUGAUGUUUGUUGUGAAAUACUAAUUUGAAAUGUUUUAACUCUUUACCAAAACGUAGAAUAAAAAUGAAAAACUUAAUCAUAUCAAUUGAACGACUUCCAUUACUUAGUGAUGUGAAAAAGUUAAGCAUAUCAGUUGAACGACUUCCAUUAGUUAGAGAUGUGAAAAAGUUAAGAAUAUUAGUUGAGCGACUUCCUGAUUUUAAUAGCAAUAUGCCGAAAACCAGAAAAGUCGUAAAUGCAAAAAGAAAGAGUCCUAGGAAGCCUGUACCUAACAAGAAAUACCAGCAACAAAAUGUAUAUAACAAAGACGUACCUCCGAAAAAGUGUUAUACUGAGGAAAGCAACAACGAACGAGGGCUACAAAAAGAAAAGCCACAACAGAAUGUUAAAAAUACAAAAAAUAAGAAAAUCGAAGAAAGACAAGAAUUUGAGAGUAAAAUUAAAAAGAAUCUCUUGAAAAGUCAAAGUAAAGAAAGUGCUCCAUUGGUGAGUAGGCUAAGGAAAUUUGAAGAUGUAAAUUACUUUGAAUCUAGUAUAGAAGAAACUCCUGUUAAAAAUAUCCAUAUUAAUAAUGGUGUUAAAUCUAAAGUGCCUAUUUAUAGACAAGCAUUUUUAGUGGAAACUAAAACAAAUCUCAAAGAUCCUUAUGAUCUUGAUAUUGAUACCGAAAAGGAGAAAAGACAGAAACCUAAAAGAAAUAACUCUGGCAAAUUUGAUAAAACUUCAUAUGAUAUAUUGUCCAACAUAAGGAAAAAAGAAAAAAUAGCUGCUAGGAAAAAAAGAUUAGUUCAGAAGAGUCCUUCAAAAUAUGAUAAACAUAUCAAUAAAGCUUUGAACAGAGUAAUGAUGAAAGUAAAAGCAAAAAAAGUUGUUGGUGAAAAUACUGAUACCCAAGUUGUUACAAAAAAGGCCCCAGAAAUGUUGACAUUAAGCCUACACCAAAAUAAAAACAAAAUUGUAUCUCAAAAUGAACUCAUUUCAGAAAAAACUGUUUUUGGAAAUUCUGUUGGACAUCAUUCACAAGAAGGUUUUCUUGGUUUUAAUAAUAAUGCAACAAAUUUGUCCAGUGAUCGGCUCAGUAUGUUCUCUAAUGUCUUACAGCAGAAUUCACAACAUUGUAAUCUUAAUACAUCACAAAAUAUUUCAACUAUUACAACUAAUGCUGUAAUUGAGUAUCACAGCACACCAAAGCUAAAAAGAUCUGAAAAUUCUCGAAUUAAUAUUGUAAGUGAUAUUUCCAUUAGAAACAAUAUGAACAGUAGUUUAAAGAAAAAAUUCUUUACUACUGAUUUGAUAGAAGAAUCUCAUAACUUACGUGAAGUCUUUCAUAAUAGCAGUCAUCUUCCAAACAAUCAAUCUGUUAUUGAUGCACACAGUGACCAUACCUUGCAGAAUGAUGAACAAAUCUAUGAACAUUUAGGAACUGAUGAUUAUGAUACCGAAUCUGAAUUGGAUGAAGAUGAAUAUUUUGGAUUCAAAGAAAGUAUGGGAACUUCACCAGUGAAUGUAAAUUUUAGGAGGAAGUGUAAUCUGAUGCGGCUACCAUGGCGCUUCCAAGGCUAUUAUAGACGCAACCCCCACAUUUUGAAGAUAAAGAAGAAUGGCUUACCAUGCAAUCAACAAGAAAUGGUUAUAGACCAUGAAUUUGUUAAGAGAAUAGAAAACCUUUCUGCUAAUAACAUUAAUAAACUACCUGAACCUGCCUUACCGAAACCUCCAGUACAAACAACCAUGUUACAUUUUGUUGAAACCACACGAGAACAUGUCGAACAACCAACGAGACUUAGUUUGUUUGAUUACGAAGAUUUCGAAUUUGCCAAACUGCCAAGAAAACCUUUAAUGGAAAUUCAACCUAAUCAAAUUGUUUCAACACCCAGAAAAGUUAUAACGAGUGAUUUAGAAUCUCCUAAUAUGUCUAUUAUCCCAUGUAAUGAAGAGAAUGAAAAUUUGGUACCGCGAUAUUACAAUAGAAAAGCGUUAGAAAAAAAGAGAGAUGAACAAAAAGAAGGACGCGUAGAUCUCUUACCUCCUAUUUUAAACGAUCAAAAUGAUGAUGUUACUGAUUCUGAUCAGCACUUAUUCGAAGACCCGGAAGGUGAAAAAAAUAUUGAUUAUAGCAUCAAAUUGCCAACUAUUCGUUAUGGAAACCAGAAGAAACGCAUGCGUGAUGGAGCUGAUAAAGAAAAAAUAUCUAAGAAAAAGAAAAAAGACACAAUGACGAAAACUGAGGAAGCUGAAUAUGAAGCUUGGGCUACAAAAAUUAACAAAAGAUUUGCAGAAGAAGAUAGGCACGAACUAACUAUAGAAUAAGUUUUUUUUAUGCUUUUACAAUUUUAUAAAAAAAAAAGUAUUAAAAAAGUGCCAUAGGUUUUUAAUUUUACAUUUAUUAUUAUAGUCCAUAGCACUUUAUUUUUGUACAACAAUAAUUAUAAAAGUUUAGUUUGAAUACAAAUUUUAUUUUAAUUUGCAUUUCUGUUUAUUUUUGUAAAUUUUAUUUAUUGCGUUCUAUUAAAUAGUGUUUGAA
Psylliodes chrysocephalus is the source of this 2591-nucleotide messenger RNA. The record is from the annotation of a GenBank genome assembly. Lineage: Eukaryota; Metazoa; Arthropoda; Insecta; Coleoptera; Chrysomelidae.